Coccidioides immitis RS is the source of this 843-nucleotide messenger RNA. Its product is annotated as YggS family pyridoxal phosphate enzyme. Gene Ontology annotation, cellular component: intracellular anatomical structure. The record is from RefSeq and is a predicted model, not a curated record. The coding region runs from base 1 to 843 and encodes 280 amino acids. Gene Ontology annotation, molecular function: pyridoxal phosphate binding. The transcript has a single exon. NCBI's taxonomy places the organism in Eukaryota, Fungi, Ascomycota, Eurotiomycetes, Onygenales, Onygenaceae.
AUGAGCGCAUCCUCUGCUCCGGAGCCAUCUGCAGACAUGCCCUCUCCGUCCCGCGCCUCCGCCUUGCUUGCGAACCUCUCCUCCGUGACCUCCCGCAUCUCCGCCGCCUCAGUCCCCGGCAGUUCUGUCCGCCUCGUCGCUGUCUCCAAACUCAAGCCCGCAUCCGACAUCCUCGCCCUCUACAACCCACCCACAUCCCACCUUCAUUUCGGUGAAAACUACCUGCAAGAGCUCCUCGAAAAAUCCAAAAUCCUGCCCCCGGAAAUCAGAUGGCACUUCAUCGGCGGGCUACAGUCGAACAAAUGCGUCACACUAGCGAGGGAUGUGAGAGGUCUCUGGGCCGUCGAGAGUGUAGACACACAGAAGAAAGCGACCCUGCUAGACAAAGGGUGGGGCGAGAGACUAAAGAAUCACUCCGCACAGCAGCAGCAACAACAACAGGGCAGAGCGGAGCCGGAGCGAUUGCGUGUUUUUGUCCAGGUGAACACCUCCGGAGAAGAGAGUAAGUCUGGUGUUGAGCCAUCACAGGCGGUGGAAUUGUGCCGGUUUAUCAGGGAGCAGUGUCCACGGUUGAAGCUAGAGGGCCUAAUGACUAUCGGGGCCAUUGCUCGGUCCAAGGCAACAACCCCGGAGACUCAGAAUGAAGAUUUUGACUGUUUGAGAGAGACAAGGGAUAGAAUUUGCCAAGAAUUGGGUUUGGAAGGGGAGGAGAAGCUGGAGUUGAGCAUGGGUAUGAGUGAAGACUUUGAGGGUGCUAUUGCCAUGGGGAGCAAUGAGGUUAGAGUGGGGAGCACGAUUUUCGGAGCUCGUCCUCCAAAAGGAGAAGCAAAAGUGGUUCCCUGA